Molecule: messenger RNA, 4758 nt
Organism: Hyalella azteca
Lineage: Eukaryota; Metazoa; Arthropoda; Malacostraca; Amphipoda; Hyalellidae
Gene: Dnaaf5
Exons: 10
Coding region: 64-3549 (1161 amino acids)
Source: RefSeq, a predicted model, not a curated record
AGAUAUUGUUGACAAUUCAUUUUCAAAGUAUCUUGUAUAGAAAAUUCUGUAUAUGAAGAUAAAAUGGAGGUAGAAGAGCUCAAUAAAUAUUUUGACAGUUGUAUCCACAAAAUCACAAACCACCACAAGAUUCUCCGCUUGGAUGGAUUAACCGAGUACCACGAUGCACUUUCUGAUCACUAUCCACUUUAUGAUACUUCAGAAUUUUCAUAUGAAAACCGGCUCCUCUUGGAUAUAAAAAUAUUGACUGGAACUCUUGCUGAUGAAUCAGAAAUGAAUAGGCUGAAGGUUACUGAAAUUUUUGUUAAAUAUCUGGAAAAGAAUGCUGUCACAGAAAGUCAUUUAAUUUAUAUCACAACAGCCAUUCAUUCAAGAAUUUGUCAGAAUUGUGAAGAAAGUGAAGAUGUCCGUAAAGAGCUUUUAGUUGUCAUCAAGUUAAUCAUAAAUAAAUUUGGCAUGUCCAUAUUGCCAUAUAAAGAUGAUUUGUCCUCUAUCUUUCUACAAAUGCUCACUGAAAAAUCUCCAGACAAUCUGAAAGUUACCUGUGAGUGCAUAACUGCCUUUUUUAAUACUCUCAAAGCUAGAGCUGAAUGCAAUCCUGACUUGAUCAAAGGUUUGAAGAAAGUUUCAUUUCAUCAACGCUAUAGAGUUCGGGAAGCUGCACUGGUGGCACUUGGGUACAUUGGAACAUGGAGCAGCAGCAAUAAUAUCACCGAGGUCAUGCAGUGUAUGGCGCAGCACUCUGACGACAUCCCACACAUCCGUAUUGCCAUUAUCAAGAUAACAGCAAAAAUUUCCAUGGAAAUGCUUGAUAGAUACUCAUUCUGGCACUAUAUUCUUCCUUGCUUAUUGCUAUGGCUAAGAGACUCAGAUCCAGGCACUCGAGAAGCUGCUGUACAGCAAUUCAGUGCCGUGGGCGAGCAAUACAUCAAGGAGAAUGAGGAAGCCUUGCAGCAAGAGCUACAAUAUGACGUGCCACCUGCCAGAUACCCUCCCAAUUGUGGGGACCGCCUGAACUUGGGUUGCCGUAUACUAGCUCAAAAUGUCCUCCACAAACUCUUACCUGGUAUAGCCGGCGACCUGCAAGACUGGCAAAGCUGCAGCAGAGUGGCCACGAUGAAGCUCUUAUCAGCCUUGGUCUUAAUGGGCGAACUUAAGCUCCAGCAAUACGCCCAGUCUAUAAUUACGUUGCUGAGCCGUGCUCUGAAAGACUCCGAGGUCCAGGUUGUUGCAGAGGCGUGUGUUUGUGCCGAAAAUCUUGGCUACUUUCUGUUGCCCGACGCAUCGAUGCCAGUUGCUAUUGAUAUACUGCGGUCAAGCAGUGAGAUCCCAAACAACAGAUCCGGAAAAAUUCUUCAGCUUCUCUGCAUAGGAUGCCUGUCUUCUGAGCUGUCGUCCCAUGUCCCUGACAUUGCAUCGGCUAUAACGAACUCUCCGUCGUUGCUGUGUUCUGAUGUCGUUGUACAGGACGAUAUUCUUGCCCUCGUACAACUGUUGCUUCAUAAAGAAUGUGUUCAUUGCCAAGAAUCGUGCAUUAAAAAGUAUCGUCUUUCAGAAAAAUCGCAGUGUUUGAUUGAAGUGCAGAAAAUUGAAUCUAUAGAUCAUGGUAAAAUUGAGCUGGAUGCGAUGAAGUGUACUACACUUGACGAAAAUUCCGAAAGUGGAACCGAAAGAGAAUCGCAAAGCGAAAUUAUUGAGAUGAAUGGAGAGACUACAUUAACUGAUAUCGAAUCUGGGUUAGAAGAAGCUUGCCUUGAUGGAACCCCUGCUACCAAAAAUACUGUAGAAAGGAGUGCUGCUGGGAACGUUUUGCGAGAUAUUGAAAUGAAAGGAUCUUCACAUUCUCCAAAUAAUACUUCUACUGAAAACGAAAGCUCUCGCGAUGAAUUAUCUAAUUCUAGUCUUGGUGAUCGCAUUGUUGGGAAUAAAAGUCUAGUUGAAGAAAUUUCUGAUAAAUACGGUACAGAAAUUGACGGUCAAACAGAUGCUUCUUUGCCGUGUUUAAAUUUUUUGAAAAUCUUGCUUUGCGUCGUUGGGUCGAACUUGUGUCACGUCAACGUAGCAAAAGCUCGCGAGAUUCUUCAUUUACUUGCGGAGGCUUGCGUAAAAGAUACCAUGAGUCACGACCCACCAAGUUUAUCUACUGAAACUGGAAAGAAACCUGCCUCCUCUGAAGUGGUUCUUCCCACUGAAAGAUCUCACCGUGACGCGAAUUUCGUUUCUUCCGUUACAAAUUCCAAUGGUGUAAAUCAGCCUAUGGAUAUUAAUCGAUCAGCAUCAUCUUCAACGGACUCCAGUAAUUUAUCAUCAGUCGAAUUAUUUAUCGAACGUCACGCCAGUGCUCUCCUGGAUGAAUUUUUGGAAACUUGUGAAAUUUGGACUCCGGAAGAUCCGUGUUUCCUCUUGGCCAGCGCCUUCUUCCAGCUUUCCGGUGGCAGGACGAUGAUGGCUCACCAGACGCGCGUGUGUCGUGUUUACUGUCAGGCGUUCAGAGCAAAAGCGGACAGCCUGGUCCUCGUACGGCUCUUGGGCGUCUUGGAUGGCAGCCUCAGCCUCCCCGGCGGCCAACAUCGUCUUGCUUUCAUUGCACAAAUGCUUCGUGACUGGAUGUGCGAGCUGCUGACGAGCGGGCGGCGCUCUCGAGAAGCGCAGCUGCUGAGGAGCGGCGCCCUCGAGACCCUCAGCAACGCCCUCGCCGCCGCCACCGCCGCCGCCGAGGGUAGAAGUCAUCCAGAACAUCCGUCAGCUUCUAAACCAGAUCCUGUACACGAGUCUUUAAUGCUCGCGUUGCGGCCGGUCCUGGAGGCAGUACCCGGGAUGCUGUACGAUGAUUUACUGGACACCCGAGUUCAUGCCUUGCGACUGGUGCAAUGCAUUGCUCUGCACUACAACGGUGCACUGCACCAACACUGCGCUCUCACUGCACUCGCUAAAAGUGUGCUGGAGCGACUUGACGACAAAGUGAGACACGUUCGCCUCCUGGCCGCUAGUGCACUUUGUGCUCUGCUGUCAUAUGCCAAUCAAUUUAAUAACUCUGAGGAAAGUAAUUCCUCUGGUGAAUACUCAAGAAGUAUUGAGGAAAUAUCAAACGCCUCUCAAUAUAAUGACCAAGGAAAUAGCGGGUUGCCCAACGAACCUGUAAAUGAAAGUAUGGAAAAUGUAGACCUUGGCAUAACUUUGAGUGAUCACUGCAACGGAAAGUGCAGCUUAGGAGAAGUAGACCAAGAAAUAAAUGCGAGAAAUGCAAAUUCCAAGGACAUGGAGAGCAUGAAUAGCUCGGUAACUUUGAAGGGAAGCGACGGUGUCGCCGGACAACGACUUGCCAAGAACUACGCUGAAUUUUGGCAGGAAAUUGAAAAAUCUUUGGAUCGCUUGGCUAUUUUUCUCGAUGAUCCUGAUGAUGUCUUGGCAUUUGGGGUCGCCGAGUGCUUCAAGAAUCUGCCUUUCAAGGAGUCUGUGACUGCAGCUCUGCAGAAUCUGCAGCAGAGGCAGCACAUCACGAGACACUGUCCCCUCAUCGCAGCAGAGCUGCUCGCAAAAAUUACAUGAAGUCGAUUUCAUUAGUGACUACAUCACAUGAAAAAAGUUCAUUACAGUUUAUAUGAAUUGUACCUAGAAGUUUAGCACAGCACUGCCGCACGGUACAAAGUAGAUACAUUUUUUUCUUGCCUAGUAGAUAUUGUCUAUGCAAUAAACGAAGAUAAUAUGUAGAAAAACUGACGAACGUUCUGUGUUACCAACAGUGCUAGCCACCAAACGUUUAUUGGUUUGGACUGUUCUUCAAUUAAUGCAGUUCGAAUAACAUUGAAUGAUGCGUCUACUUUGACAACCAAUAAUGUACAAGCAUUAAUCAUUUAACGUGGCACAGACGUAAACUAUUAUAACGCAGGCUCUAACGCUCUACGGUAUGCAACCAUAAAGCAUUAAUAAUGCAAUGAACUCAAGGCCUGAUUAUGCAAUGACUUUUCGUGAUUAUGUAAUGACUUUUCGUAAUAAAACGUAACGUUUAGUGAUGCCCAGACGCAGAGUUUUGUGAUGCACAGACGCAGAGUUUAGUGAUGCACAGAUGCAGAGUUUAGUGAUGCCCAGACGCAGAGUUUAGUGAUGCACAGAUGCAGAGGUUAGUGAUGCACAGACGCAGCGUUUAGUGGUGCACAGACGCAGCGUUUAGUGACGCACAGACGUUUUGUAGUGACGCACAAAGAAAACGAGAUAUUUUAGACGCGAUUGUGGUCUUUACCACUUGUUACCAGACCCCGGAAAAUACCGGAUUACUUCCAUGCGUGACGCUGCUGUGCUACUGCUGCUGGUCUACACUAGUGUCAUUAGGUUGCGUUUUUGACCGAUGAAUUUUUCGCUUGCGGAAAAAAAAUUUUAUUAAAACUGCCAAACCUUCUCGAAAUUCAUGACAAUGCAGACUCUGAUGAAAAUAACUUUGUAGGAGUUAACCUUAAGAUAUUUUUUAAUAUGCAUGCUGUAAUAUCUCUUAUUUUCGUAGAUCGCCUUGUUUGUGACUCGAAAGUCAGUGGCAUAUAUCAGUCAUAGAAGAAAAUCUAUUUCGUUUUCAACAGCAGCGUUUGUUUACGAAUUAGAUAAUUUAUGCGUUGGUCAGUUUACUUGGUCCAGCGCAUGCUAUUCUACGAUGUGCUGUAUUUUUACCUUAUUGAAUUACCGUACUUUUUCACCGGUAUUCAUUGUAGCCUUCGUAUAAAAUACGUUUGGAAAUUAGCCUCGAAACUUGAAUAAAUCUUUAUUAAA